Scedosporium apiospermum is the source of this 1545-nucleotide messenger RNA. Its product is annotated as Prostacyclin synthase. The coding region runs from base 1 to 1545 and encodes 514 amino acids. Lineage: Eukaryota; Fungi; Ascomycota; Sordariomycetes; Microascales; Microascaceae. Gene Ontology annotation, molecular function: oxidoreductase activity, acting on paired donors, with incorporation or reduction of molecular oxygen; iron ion binding; monooxygenase activity. The transcript is spliced from 3 exons. The record is from RefSeq and is a predicted model, not a curated record.
AUGUGGAGCAUCCUAAGUGACCCCGUUUCGGGUGUAGACCCCGCAACUGCAGCCGCCGCUGCAGCGGUGCCGGUCGCGGUGUAUCUCGUCUGCCGCAUACUUUUCCCGAACAUCGACCCUCGCGAGCCUCCCGUUCUUCCGCCAACGAUCCCGUUCCUCGGCCACAUCCUCUCCCUCAUGCGGGAACAGAAUAACAUGUUUCACCGCCUUUACCAGGAAAGAAAGCUCCCGAUCUGCACCUUGCCUAUGCUCAAUGGCAAAAUGUACGUCAUCAACGAGCCUAGGCUAGUCGCCGCCGCCAUGAGAAACCAAAACCUCUCCUUCGAGCCCUUCGCCGUCGAGUUCUCCACCCCAACCCUGGGCAUGGACAAGAAGCACGUGGAGAUCUAUUCUCAACCGGGUACGAUGGACGAAUUCUCCCACACGAUCCAGCAAUCCAUGCUCGGCGAGAAUCUCGCGGUCAUGAAUAGCGCGGCUUUGAAAGAAAUUGCCAAGACAUUGAAUGAUAUCUCCAGUAGGGAGGGGCUGGCGCUUGAGAGCGGGUUCGAGUGGUUGAGGGAGCUGAUGGCUCUCGCGACUUUACGGUCCAUGUUUGGGAGCCAAAACCCGUUGGGAAAGGAUUCAUUGAAUGAUUUGUGGGAAUUUGAUAAGGGGCUUGGCCUCCUAGCUCUGGGAUUCGCACCGAAUCUCCUGGCCCCCAAGGCUCUGAAAGCGCGCGACCGCCUCCAAGAGCGCCUGGAGCCGUACUACCUGAAAGGCCUCGACCAAGGCGACGACGUAUCGCCUCUUAUGAAAUUACGCGGCGCCAAGGAACGUCUCAUCGGAUUCCAAGACCACGAACUCACAAAGCCCGAGUCGUCCAUGCUCUUCGUCGCGACAAGCAACACGAUACCCACGCUCUUCUGGCUCUUUUCUCACGUCAUGAGCGACCCGGCUCUACUAUCGCAAGUCAGGGCCGAGGUUGAGACCAUCACGACCGUUGAAACGGACGCGAACGGUCGCCGAAUAGCCGCCACCAUGAACCUCGCCGUUUAUGAAAAGGAGUGUCCCAUGCUCCACGCGGUCUACCGCGAAAUCUUACGCCUCUACUCCGAUCUCGUCGGCACCCGCCGCGUGAUGAACGACACGACCAUACGUGACCCCGUCACCGGACAGGAGUACCUCCUGCGCAAGGGUAUCAACAUCCAAUGGGCCUCUAAAGUGGCACACCACGUGCCAGACGUCUGGGGCGACGACUCGCAUGAGUUCAAGCCUGAGCGGUUCCUUCAUGCCACGGCCGUCGACGAAAAGAAGCGGAGGGGCGCCAUGAUCCCCUUUGGUGGCGGCAAGCAUCUUUGUCCGGGACGCAAUUUCGCCAAGACGGAGAACAUCGGCUUGGUGAGUGCACUCGCGCUGGGCUAUGAUGUCGUUGGUGUCGCCGUGCCGCCGGCGGGAAAUUCGUACUUGGGGACGGCAGUGAAGAGGCCGAUAUUUGAGCAGAAGGAUCCCGUGCGGAUCACGAGACGGAAGGGGUGGGAGGAUGUUACAUGGACGUUCAAGUGUUAG